AUGGAUGAGAGGUCCGAGUCGAGAGCGUCAGGAACGACAUACCACAGCUUCGACACGGAGUUAUUCGAGCCAGCUUCACCACCUCGUCCACCUGUAACAUACAACACUACCACCCUUCAACAACUUCAGAAUGACCUUCAACGUCAACAACAGCCCAUAGAUUGGGUGAGGGAACGUCGACCACCCAUGGCAAAAAUGCAGCGACAAGACUCAGGCUACGAGUCCAACACCCCACGCCGCACAUCAACCUCCAACACAUCCUCCACAAUCGGUCGAAGAUCCUCCGAUGGUUCGUCAAACGGCUCAGGCGUGAGAUCUCGCUUCCGCAAUCGUCCAUCUCUCCAUCGCUCAUCAAAGACUCAUCCUCGCACGAGCGCUCAAUCACUCCAUCUCGUGCGCACAAACACAGCAACCCAACAGAAACAAAACGGCACAUUCUUCCACUUCCCCUCGCCAGACCCCAUUCAACUCGCCGACAGCGUUCCCGAUCGUCGCGUGCAGCCCACGCCCAUCCCUUCACCACCGCCUCAGACAACACACUACUGGACAAGCGAUCGCACGCGCCGUCUAGAAUACGCAGCCAUCGAUGCUGCAACACGAGGUGUAAAAGGAUGGGUGUUGCGACAUUUGGUUCCUGAUUGUUUCGUGUCUCGCGAGAACAGGCAUGUUUCCUUCGACGACGAUUCAGGAAGUGUAAGACGGUAUCGUCUCGAUUUGGAGGAUGAUCAUAGCCAUGUUGCAGAGAAGAGCGUGGCGGGGAAUAAGAAGAAUAAGAACCGACGACGUAAAUGGCGAUUCUGGAAACGCCAAAAGGCCGAGGCUCAACCCGCGGCGUACAUUUGA
Messenger RNA from Fusarium coffeatum, 843 nucleotides. RefSeq lists its product as uncharacterized. Lineage: Eukaryota; Fungi; Ascomycota; Sordariomycetes; Hypocreales; Nectriaceae. The record is from RefSeq and is a predicted model, not a curated record. The coding region runs from base 1 to 843 and encodes 280 amino acids. The transcript has a single exon.